Molecule: messenger RNA, 5567 nt
Organism: Momordica charantia (bitter melon)
Lineage: Eukaryota; Viridiplantae; Streptophyta; Magnoliopsida; Cucurbitales; Cucurbitaceae
Gene: DCL3
Product: dicer-like 3
Biological process (GO): siRNA processing
Cellular component (GO): cytoplasm; nucleus
Molecular function (GO): ribonuclease III activity; ATP binding; RNA binding
Source: RefSeq, a predicted model, not a curated record
AUAAAAACUUUUCUCAAAACCCGGCGAGCGACACCUCACUCCGCCGGUUAGACUCUCAACUUUGACUGAUUCUCCGGCCACAGAACAUCAGUUCAUUCAUUCUUUCUGCUGCCCGCUUUGUUUUACAUUUACUCCGGCGGGAAACAGGGAGCAGACAACGGAGACUUCCGGGAGAAUAUAAUUAUUUUCUUGACGUUCUUCCAUAUUCUGUUAGGGUUGCGAUAAUUUCCCCUUACUUUCAUCUUCCCCAGCAGGUAGCAUUUGCAAAUAAUUUUUCGUCAUUCAGUUGGUCAUCAACGUUUGACAUGCACGACCUCGAGGAGCAAAAUCGCAAUGGUGCACGCAAGCGAAACUUCAGUGACAUGGAGCCCAGUUUUGCUUCUGAUUUUUCCGAUUUCAAACAACCCAUGGACAAGGGCUUCAUUCCUAGAAGGUACCAAACGGAGGUUUUUGAAGUUGGGAUGAGGAGAAACACCAUAGCGGUGUUGGAAACAGGUGCUGGAAAGACCAUGAUCGCAGUGAUGCUUAUCAAAGAAAUUGGACUAACUAUGAAGUCCAGUGGUAGUAAGAAGUACAUCAUUUUCUUGGCGCCCACCGUUCAUCUGGUUCAUCAGCAAUUUAACGUUAUUAAAGCUCAUACUGAUUUUGAAGUGGCGGAGUAUUAUGGUGCCAUGGGGGUCGAUGAUUGGAGUUUGAAAUGCUGGGAGAAGGAAACAAGUGAACACGAUGUACUUGUUAUGACCCCUCAAAUUCUUCUCGAUGCACUGAGAAAGGCAUUUUUGAGUCUGGGAACAGUAUGCUUGAUGAUCAUUGAUGAAUGCCAUCGUGCUACUGGUAAUCACCCUUAUACAAAAAUCAUGAAGGAUUUUUAUCACAAAUCUGACAACAAACCAAAGAUUUUUGGAAUGACUGCCUCACCUGUUAUUAGAAAAGGGGUUUCCUCUUCCUCCGAUUGUGAAUGCCAAAUAGCAGACCUUGAAAGUAUCAUGGAUUCCCAGAUUUAUGCUAUUGAGGACAAGAAAGAAGUUGAAAUAUAUGUUCCCUCUGCAAAAGAAAUAUGUAUAUUUUACGAACCAGCAAAGUCUCCAAGUAUGGAGUUGAAGUCAAAGAUAGAAGCCCUGUGGUUCAAGUUCGAUGCUUUGUUGUCAAACUCACAAGGGGCAGUGCAAGUUCAUUAUAAAGACGUGGACAGCAAGCUUAAGCCACUGAAAAAACGACUGUCCAGUGAUCAUUUAAAGAUCUCUUAUUGCCUCGACGAACUUGGCCUUAUAUGUGCUUAUGAGGCCAUUAAAGUUUUAUUAGAGAACGUCAAUAUUACAAACGAGGAAUAUGAGGUUUUUAGAGAAAGUUCUUUGCAGUAUAAAUGUUUCCUUGAGGAAGCAUUACUAGUAAUUGGGGAAUCAUUCCCACUUGGAAAUGAAAAUGUUCUGAAUUUUGGUCUUGACAUUUGGAAAGCGGUAGAUUUGGGCUACAUUUCUUCUAAGUUAUUUGAACUUCUCCAACUUUUUGAAUCAUUUGGAGUAUCUAGGCAGGUGUUGUGUCUCAUAUUUGUUGAAAGAAUAAUUGUAGCAAAAGUUAUUGAAAGAUUUGUGAAAAAAGUACCCAAAUUAUCUCAUUUUACGGUUUCAUAUGUGACUGGAUGUAAUUCAUCAGUUGGUGCACUGGCACCAAAAGUUCAGAAGGAGACAUUGGAGUCAUUUUGCCAUGGCAAGCUCAAUCUUUUAUUUUCCACUGAUGUAGUUGAGGAGGGACUUCAUGUACCAAAUUGCUCAUCUGUGGUACGGUUUGACCUACCUAAGACCAUUCGUAGUUAUGUACAGUCUCGAGGACGUGCUCGACAGAACAACUCCCAAUAUAUUUUGUUGCUGGAGAGAGGAAAUCUGAAACAAAGAGAUCAGCUAUUUGAUGUCAUGAGAAGUGAGCGAUCAAUGACAGAUGCAGCUAUGAGUAGAGACCCUGAUGCAUGCAUUUUGAAACCUUUUUCAAUUGUGGAGACAGAUUGUUACAUUGUGGAGACAACUGGGGCAUCGGUUACUGCAGAUUCUAGUGUUGGUCUCAUAUAUCAAUACUGCAAAAAGCUCCCUGGUGAUAAAUAUUUCAGUCCCAAACCAAUCUUUCAACUCUCAUAUGGUGAAGGAUCAUACGAGUGUCGGCUAACUUUACCUCCUACAGCAGCUUUUCAAAGUAUAGUUGGUCCUUCAAGUAGGAAUUCUAAUUUGUCUAAGCAGCUUGUAUGCUUGGAGGCAUGUAAGAAGCUGCAUCAAUUAGGUGCACUUAAUGACCAUCUUCUUCCCUUGAUUGAAGAGAUAUCAGAAUUUGACACAGCUCUGAAAAGCAACGUAUCCACUUCUAGAGCAGGAACAACGAAAAGAAAGGAACUGCAUGGCAGAACGGCCAUUGGAGCUUUAUCUGGAACAUGGGGAGAACUAGUUGAAGGGGCCUCUUUUCAGGCUUAUAAAUUUGACUUCUCCUGUAGUGUUGUGUAUGAGAUUUAUUCUGGAUUUGUUCUUCUGAUAGAAUCAAAACUAGAUGAUGAUGUGGGAAAUAUUGAACUUGAACUUUAUUUACGAUCAAAGACAGUUAAGGCUUCUGUGUCUUUUGGUGGGCAAGUUCAUUUGGAUGCCGAGCAGAUAAGGAAAGCAAAGUGCUUUCAGGAGCUUUUUUUCAAUGGAAUGUUUGGGAGAUUGUUUAUUGGGUCAAAAUUAACCGGAGGCAAGAGGGAAUUUUUACUUCAGAAAGACACGAAGCCUCUUUGGGUUACAUCAAACAUGUAUUUGCUUCUACCAGUGGAUUUGACGGAUGCUUCAAGUCAUGAUUUAUGGAAAAUUCAUUGGAGAGCAGUUGAUUCUUGUGUCUCUGUGGUUGAGUUUUUGAAGAAAAACUCAUCUUUGGAUACUGAAAGUAAUUGUGGUGCCUUACCUUCUAGGAACAACUCUGCUGAGACAGGGAGCAAAGCUGCAAGUUUAAUUCACUUCGCAAAUUGUGUGCUAGAUGUUCAUUCCUUAAAGGACUUGGUGGUAUUGGCUAUUCAUACUGGAAAGAUGUACUCAAUCGUUGAAGUUGUGAGUAACACAUCUGCUGAGAGCACUUUUGAUGGGAACAGUGACAGAGCCCAAUCUGAUUACAUUAACUUUGCUGACUACUUCAAAAAAAAGUACGGGAUUACACUAAGAUAUCCACAACAGCCUAUGUUGCGUUUAAAGCAAAGUCAUAAUCCUCACAAUCUACUUGUCAACUUUAACGAUGAAGGUGAGACUAGUGAUAAGUUGCAAUCUGGCCAUGCUUCCAAAAAGCCCCAAAUGCAUGUCCAUAUGCCUCCUGAACUUGUGGUUAGCAUGGAUGUUCCAAAGGGGGUUUGGAAGUCAACAUACUUACUACCAUCUUUGAUGCACCGUUUGGAAUCUUUAAUGUUAGCUAGCCAGCUUAGGAAGGAGAUUAAUUAUCAUUCGAAUAGCCUCUGUAUAUCAAGCUCAUUGAUUGUGGAAGCUCUUACAACCCUUGGAUGUUGCGAGAGUUUUUCCUUAGAGCGGUUGGAAUUGCUUGGUGAUUCAGUUUUGAAGUAUGCUGUGAGCUGCCACCUCUUUCUCAAGUUUCCUGAAAAACAUGAAGGACAGUUAUCUUCUCAGCGCCAACAGGUUAUCUGUAAUGCAACCUUACAUAGGCUGGGAAUAAAGUGCAAGUUACAGGGAUACAUUCGUGAUUCUGCAUUUGAUCCACGUCGGUGGGUGGCACCAGGACAACGUACUACUCGCCCUGUUCCUUGUAAAUGUGGAGUGGAUACAGUAGAAGUUCCUUUGGAUGACAAAUUCUGCACUGAAGAUCCAAAAGUCGUUUUGGGUAAAUGCUGUGAUAAAGGACACAGGUGGGUGGUUUCAAAAACUAUAGCCGACUGUGUUGAAGCCCUUAUAGGGGCCUAUUAUGUUAAUGCUGGAAUUGAUGCUGCACUCCAUGUGAUUAAGUGGCUCGGAAUUGAUGCUGAUCUUGGUGUAUCAUUAGUUGUUGAUGCAAUUACUUCUGCAUCUCUGAGAUCCUGCAUCUUGAAAGAAACUGAGAUUGAAACCUUAGAGUCAAAGAUUGGAUAUGAAUUUGCUGUCAAAGGAUUAUUGCUGGAGGCUAUAACACACACAUCUGAUCAGGAGCUUGGUGUAAAUUACUGUUACCAGAGGCUUGAAUUUCUUGGUGAUUCAGUGUUGGACUUGCUCAUUACUUGGCAUUAUUACCAGACCCACUCAGAUAUUGACCCAGGCGAGUUGACUGAUUUGCGUUCAGCUUCUGUUAAUAAUGAGAAUUUUGCUCAAGUGGCUGUGAGACGGAAUCUUCAGCAACAUCUUCAACAUUGCUGUGGGCUUCUGAUUGGUCAAAUAACUGAAUACGUGAAGUAUUUGUCUGAGUCUCUUGAUGCUGGAAAGUCACUGCAUGGCAAUAAAGGCCCUAAGGUUCUUGGUGAUAUGGUGGAAAGUAUUGCAGGUGCCAUACUGAUUGACACAGAGCUUAAUCUUGACGAAGUGUGGAGAAUAUAUAAACCACUAUUGACUCCUUUUGUGACCCCUGAUAAACUUGAACUUCAGCCACUCAGAGAAUUAAUUGAAUUAUGUGAUUCUCUUGGGUAUUUCAUCAAAGAUAAAUGUACUAGGAAGGGAGAAAUUAUUCAUGCAGAACUUAGAUUACAGUUACAAGAUGUCUUGUUGAUAGGUGAAGGAUAUGAACGGACCCGAAAAGCUGCUAGAGGGGAAGCUGCUCAUCGCUUAUUAGUUCAACUUGAGACUAGAGGAAUUUAUUACUCUCGUUCUGGUUCGAAGAAGAGAAAACAGAAUCCCAAUCAUGUUGAGUCUGCUCUGGUUCUCCCGUCAUCUAUCAACUGUUCUACAGAAGCCUGUGAUCCCAACUUGGAGACUCCUGAUUCUGUUAUGGUUCAUUCAUCAGCCACCAACUGCUCUACAGAAGGCUAUAGUCCCGGCAUGGACAUCCCUGUUAUUGGACCAGUCAGCCUAAAGAAAGGAGGACCACGGAUGACUCUGUUUGAACUAUGCAAGAAAUUGCAGUGGCCUAUGCCAACUUUCAAUACAGUAGAAAAUAAAUCAAGAGUCCCAAUGGAAUUUGGUGAAGGCUCUGAGAGAAGAACAGGAUUCAACAGUUUUUGGUCAAAUAUUAUUUUGCAAAUACCCAAUGCUGGCAGUAUUGAAUGUGAAGGUGAUGCCCGAGCUGAUAAGAAGAGCUCGCUCGACUCUGCAUCACUCGUCAUGCUCAAGGAACUCCAACGACAAGGAAGAGUCAAUAUUAACGACUCAUGAGCCUUGUCUUUCGCAGAUCCUAAAACCAGUCUCAUCCAAAAAUAACUUCUCCGGUUACCUAAAAUUAGUAGUUCCUAACAAAAUUUAAUUUUAGUCUUUUAUGUCAUAGGAUUUUGUUGGUAGAUCUCUAGGCGGGUAGUCUCCUCUCACCAUUCUGUUAACCAAACCUUUCAACUAUGAUGUUAAUAUUAGAGCACCCAAUUGCCAAACAAAUAUCGAUGCAAAUCACACCAAAGAGUAAACAGAACUUCCCAGUUUCCAAAGAAUUGUUCUAAA